UUCCCCCUCCCUGUUUAGGGCUGUGGCACCGAGGGAGAGCAGAAGCAGCUGAGUUGGGGAGUUAGAAACGAGCAGGCGUCGCUGCUGUUCCUCCUCUUCCCACCCACCCCCACCCCCCGUGUAAAGGAGCCAUGGCUGCCACCGGGGUGCUCCCCUUCAUCCGGGGGGUCGAUCUCAGCGGGAACGACUUCAAGGGCGGUUAUUUUCCAGAGCACGUCAAGUCGAUGACCAGCUUGCGAUGGCUGAAGCUGAACCGCACUGGCCUCUGCUACCUCCCCGAGGAGCUGUCUUCCCUCCAAAAGCUGGAACAUCUCUCCGUGAGCCACAACAGCCUCACCACUCUCCACGGAGAACUCUCCGGCCUGCCUUGCCUCCGGGCCAUUGUUGCUCGUGCCAACUGCUUGAAGAACUCUGGGGUUCCUGAUGACAUCUUCCAGCUUGACGACCUCUCUGUGUUGGACCUGAGCUACAACCAGCUGACCGAGUGCCCCCGUGAGCUUGAGAAUGCCAAAAACAUGCUCGUGCUGAACCUGAAACAUAACAGCAUCGACAACAUCCCCAACCAGCUGUUCAUCAACCUGACAGACCUGCUCUACCUGGAUUUGAGCGACAACAAGCUGGAGAGCCUUCCCCCCCAGAUGAGGCGCCUGGUGCACCUGCAGACCUUGGUUCUGAACAACAACCCUCUCCUGCAUGCGCAGCUCAGGCAACUCCCGGCGAUGGUGGCCUUGCAGACGCUCCACCUCAGGAACACACAACGGACCCAGAGCAACCUUCCCACGAGCUUGGAAGGCUUGUCAAACCUCGCAGAUGUGGACCUCUCCUGUAAUGACCUGACCCGCGUCCCCGAGUGUCUCUACACCCUGUCUAAUAUACGGCGCCUCAAUCUGAGCAGCAACCAAAUUGGAGAACUCUCCCUCUGCAUUGACCAGUGGUGCCAGCUGGAGACCCUCAAUCUGUCGAGGAACCAGCUUACCUCCCUGCCGUCGGCCAUCUGUAAGCUGACCAAGCUCAAGAAACUCUACCUGAACUCCAACAAGCUGGAUUUUGACGGCAUUCCUUCGGGGAUCGGGAAGCUGGUCUCCCUGGAGGAAUUCAUGGCUGCAAACAACAACUUGGAACUGAUUCCAGAAAGCCUCUGCAGAUGUGUCAAGCUCAGGAAGUUGGUUUUGAACAAAAACCGCUUGGUUACAUUACCCGAGGCUGUGCACUUUCUGACAGACAUUGAGAUCCUGGAUGUCCGUGAGAACCCCAACCUGGUGAUGCCCCCCAAGCCUGUGGACAGGACCUCCGAGUUUUACAACAUCGACUUCUCCCUGCAGAACCAGCUGCGGCUGGCGGGCGCCUCCCCUGCUACCGUAGCAGCUGCCGGGGCAGGAAGCAGCCCAAAGGAUCCCAUGGCACGAAAGAUGCGCCUACGGAGGCGCAAGGACUCGUCGCAGGAUGAUCAGGCAAAGCAGGUGCUGAAGGGGAUGUCGGACGUGGCGCAAGAGAAGAACAAGAAGAUGGAGGAGAACGGAGACCCAAAGUACACAGACCUGAAAACCCGUCGCUGGGAUCAGAGCUUGGAGAAGCCUCAGCUCAACUACUCUGAGUUCUUCACGGAGGAUGUGGGGCAGCUCCCUGGCGUCACCGUCUGGCAGAUUGAGAACUUUGUGCCCACAAUGGUGGAUGAGACCUUUCACGGGAAGUUCUACGAGGCCGACUGCUACAUUGUCCUGAAGACUUUCCUAGACGAUAACGGCUUAUUGAACUGGGAGAUCUACUACUGGAUUGGCCAGGAGGCCACGCUCGACAAGAAAGCCUGCUCCGCCAUCCAUGCGGUCAACCUGCGCAACUACCUGGGCGCCGAAUGCCGCAGCAUCCGGGAGGAGAUGGGAGACGAGAGCGACGAGUUCAGCCAGGUCUUCGAUCAUGAGAUCUCCUACAUUGAAGGUGGGACGGCUAGUGGCUUCUAUACAGUGGAAGACACACACUACGUCACCAGGCUUUACCGCGUUUAUGGAAAGAAGAACAUAAAGUUGGAACCGGUACCUCUGAAGGCAACAUCUCUGGACCCUCGGUUCGUCUUCCUGUUGGACCAUGGCCUCGAGAUCUACAUCUGGAGGGGGAGCCAGGCCACCCUGAGUGGCACCACCAAAGCCAGGCUUUUUGCAGAGAAGAUCAAUAAGAACGAGAGGAAGGGGAAAGCAGAGAUCCUGACCGUCAGUCAGGCACAGGAGGCGCCCGAGUUUUGGGAGGUCCUGGGGGGGCAGCCAGAUGAGAUCAAGCCCAACGUCCCAGAUGACUUCAAGCCUCCCAGACCUAAACUCUACAAGGUCGGUUUAGGUUUGGGUUACCUGGAGCUGCCCCAGAUCAACUACAAGCUUUCUGUGGAACACAAGAAGAGGCCAAAAGUGGAUCUGCUGCCAGAAAUGAGACUGCUCCAAAGUCUGCUGGACACCAAGUCGGUCUACAUCCUGGACUGCUGGUCUGAUGUUUUCAUCUGGAUCGGCCGGAAGUCUCCUCGCCUGGUGCGCGCCGCUGCCCUCAAGCUGGGCCAGGAACUCUGCAGCAUGCUUCACCGCCCCAAACACGCCAUGGUGACCCGCAACCUGGAGGGCACUGAAUGCCAGGUCUUCAAGUCCAAAUUCAAGAACUGGGAUGAUGUACUCAAGGUGGAUUAUACCCGCAACGCAGAGUCGGUCAAGCAGGCGGAGGGCCUUUCAGGAAAAGUGCAGAAAGACUCCGAGAAAAAGGACCAGAUGAAGGCUGAUCUGACAGCCCUCUUCCUGCCCCGCCAGCCCCCCAUGCCGCUAAGCGAGGCAGAGCAGCUCAUGGAGGAAUGGAACGAAGACCUAGAUGGCAUGGAGGGCUUUGUCCUGGAAGGCAAGAAGUUCGCCCGCCUGCCCGAGGAGGAAUUUGGGCAUUUCCACACCCAGGAUUGCUACGUCUUCCUGUGCCGGUACUGGGUCCCCGUGGAGAGUGAGGAGCAAGAGGAGGAGGAGAAGAGGAAGAAGAAGAAGAAGAGACCCGAAGGGGCUGCCGAGGGAGAGGAGGAGGAAGAGGAGGAGGAGGAAGAGGUGGAGGAGGAGAAGCAGCCCGAGGAAGAUUUCCAGUGCGUUGUUUAUUUUUGGCAAGGCAGGGAGGCCUCCAACAUGGGCUGGCUCACAUUCACUUUCAGCCUCCAGAAGAAAUUCGAGAACCUUUUCCCUGGGAAGCUGGAGGUCGUGCGGAUGACGCAGCAGCAGGAAAACCCCAAGUUCCUCUCCCACUUCAAGCGGAAAUUCAUCAUCCACAAGGGCAAGAGGAAAGCGAGGGACGAUGGGCUCCAGCCCAGCCUCUACCACAUCCGUACGAACGGCAGCUCCCUCUGCACCCGAUGUAUCCAGAUCAAUACAGACUCCAGCCUUCUCAACUCCGAGUUUUGUUUUAUCCUGAAGGUCCCCUUUGAGAGCACGGACAACCAAGGCAUUGUAUACACCUGGGUGGGCCGGGCUGCCGACCCCGACGAAGCCAAACUGGCUGAGGACAUGAUGAACUGCAUGUUUGAUGACUCCUACAGCAAGCAGGUGAUAAAUGAGGGAGAGGAGCCGGAGAACUUCUUCUGGGUUGGAAUUGGUGCACAGAAGCCUUAUGACGGAGAUGCAGAGUACAUGAAGUAUUCUCGCCUGUUCAGGUGCUCCAAUGAAAAGGGCUACUUUGCUGUGUCUGAAAAAUGCUCGGAUUUCUGCCAAGACGAUCUGGCGGAUGACGACAUCAUGCUCCUAGACAAUGGGCGUGAGGUAUACAUGUGGGUAGGAACACAGACCAGCCAGGUGGAGAUAAAGUUGAGUCUCAAAGCCUGCCAGGUAUACAUCCAGCACAUGCGCUCGAAGGACACAGCUCACCCGCGGAAACUGCGCCUGGUUCGGAAAGGCAACGAACCGCCUGCCUUCACCCGCUGCUUUCAUGCCUGGAGCGUUUUCCGGAAGCCUCCAGCCUAAGCCGCUCGCUGGUGGCUGAAAUCUUCAUUGGACUUUAUGGCACCUGCUGGACCUCAGCGCUCAAGUAGGGGUGGUACAGCUGUAUCCUGUUCCCUUAAAAAGAUCAGCCGAUUGGACAAAAUUACUAGAGGAGGAGCUAGAAUUUGCUCCUCCCCUUUUAAAGAAACAGCACCGGCCUAUUCUCCCCCCCCCCCUUUACAAACCAUUUUUCACCUACAUUUUUCUCUCGCCUUUCACUCCUUGGGGCAGUGAAAUAGAUGCUGCCUAGACCCACUCUUGGGAAAACAUCGCCGCUGGAACUCUUCCCACAGCUACAGCAUCACUAUGUUGAGUUUGUUGGUUUUUCCCACUUGCACAGAGAUCUUUUUUAUAUAGUAUAUUUAACAGAACGCACGUGAGCUGUGACUUCUUAUUCUGCUCUUUGAGAGCACUGCAGCCUGUACCCAGUUUGAAGUAGGGUCUGUAACACCAACCUCUCUCCUGCAAA
This is a messenger RNA of Zootoca vivipara (common lizard), 4452 nucleotides long. RefSeq names its product FLII actin remodeling protein (gene FLII). Gene Ontology annotation, biological process: actin polymerization or depolymerization; actin filament severing; myofibril assembly. Gene Ontology annotation, cellular component: cytoplasm; nucleus; actin cytoskeleton. The record is from RefSeq and is a predicted model, not a curated record. NCBI's taxonomy places the organism in Eukaryota, Metazoa, Chordata, Lepidosauria, Squamata, Lacertidae. Gene Ontology annotation, molecular function: actin filament binding; phosphatidylinositol-4,5-bisphosphate binding.